Messenger RNA from Odobenus rosmarus divergens (Pacific walrus), 1241 nucleotides. RefSeq names its product ADP-ribosylation-like factor 6 interacting protein 6 (gene ARL6IP6). NCBI's taxonomy places the organism in Eukaryota, Metazoa, Chordata, Mammalia, Carnivora, Odobenidae. Bases 23 to 703 code for a protein of 226 amino acids. The record is from RefSeq and is a predicted model, not a curated record. The transcript is spliced from 4 exons.
UGGCCCUCUUGUCUUUCCCGCCAUGUCGUUCGUGGAGAGCGGGAGGCGCUCGGCUGCUCUGAACCGACGUCUCGACACCCCUGUCACGUUUUCCCGGCCGGCGUUUUCCGCCUUCGCUCAGGGGGAUAGUUGGGGUGAGGGUGAAGUGGACGAGGAGGACGGAUGCGACCAAGUGGCCCGUGAUCUGCGGGCGGAGUUCUCGACCGGGGCGUCGUCGGAGCCUAGAAAGGGUUCUCUGUUCCAGCGGGACGGGGACGGGUCUCCAGUUCUGCCCGAUAAACGCAAUGGCAUUUUCUCGGUGGUUGCGGGCGGCCGAGCCCAAGCUCGGCGGUGGCCGGUCCAGGUCCUCUCAAUUCUUUGUUCGCUGCUGUUCGCCAUCCUCCUCGCCUUCCUCCUCGCCAUCGCCUACCUGAUCGUAAAAGAGUUACAUGCUGAGAAUUUAAAGACUGAAGAGGACAUAGACACUGGGCUACUAGGAUUCUGGACUCUACUUAUAAUAUCUCUAUCUGCUGGAUUCUCCUGCUGUAGCUUUUCUUGGACAGUGACUUAUUUUGACUCUUUUGAACCAGGAAUGUUUCCUCCUACUCCUCUUUCACCUGCCAAGUUCAAGAAACUGACUGGACAUUCUUUCCACAUGGGCUAUAGCAUGGCAAUUUUGAAUGGCAUUGUUGCUGCUCUUACUGUAGCAUGGUGCCUCAUGUAAACCCACACUGAAGCAAUAUUUUUGGCAAAACUUAGUCAUGAUUGCUUUGUAAUAACAGGGAAGAACAUCAUUUCAUCAUUUGUCUACUCAGAAGACCAAGAAACCUGCUGUUAUGUGGUUCAGAUAUGUCAUACCAUCAUCAUUAUGGAGGACCUUCUUUUUUUUUUGUAAAUGGAGGACCUUCGUAAGCACCAUUCUAGAACUUAGACAUUGAGAAUAUCUGAGUAUUAAGUUUCAAGUAAUUUCUCAAAAAUGUAAGAUGUUUACCUCGUCUUUUUACUUUUGUGUGCAUUGUCCUUAUAAAUUAUAGAAACAUUUUAGUGGAAUUCAAACAUGAAAACUUGAAUAUGGGAUGUUAUGUAUAAUACUACAAUUUUGCUAAGAAAUACUAGUAGACUGUUUAAAUGAGAUAGAAAUACUUCUUAUUUAUUCAUGGUAUUAGAAAAGCAAACAAUGCCUACUACUUCGACAUUUUAUAGAAGCUACUUUGAAAUCAGAAUAUUUAGUUUUCAAUAGUCAUAAUCUACGGAAGGUGCAU